Molecule: messenger RNA, 2343 nt
Organism: Ictalurus punctatus (channel catfish)
Lineage: Eukaryota; Metazoa; Chordata; Actinopteri; Siluriformes; Ictaluridae
Gene: ddx18
Product: DEAD (Asp-Glu-Ala-Asp) box polypeptide 18
Exons: 14
Coding region: 55-2031 (658 amino acids)
Biological process (GO): maturation of LSU-rRNA from tricistronic rRNA transcript (SSU-rRNA, 5.8S rRNA, LSU-rRNA)
Cellular component (GO): nucleolus
Molecular function (GO): RNA helicase activity; ATP binding; nucleic acid binding
Source: RefSeq, a predicted model, not a curated record
AGUGUUUACUGAAGGACCCCAGUCACUCACACACGUGUGUGUCUAUGUGCAGACAUGGCCGAUCUUCAGAUGAAGCUUCUUCGGAAGAAAAUUCAGAAAAGAAAUGAGAAGAAUAAAGAACGCAAGCUUAGACAAAAGCAAAGGGAAGAAGAAGAAAAUGCGUCUAAAGUAAUCAGUGAGGAUAUGCAUGCAGAGGCGACUGAAGAGACUCCAGCUGCAGACACAGAGCAGGAGAUGGCAGAUGGAAAUCAGAAGAGAGAAUCCACUCAGGGGGGCAGCGGCACACAAAACAGCACAAAGAAGAAAAAGAAGAAGCGGAAACUAAAUGAAGCAGGAGAGCCCACCAACAUGUCUGUGAAAAAGGCCAAACAGGAGAACAGUGACGGUGAUGGGGCUGGGCUCUCUGAGGGAGAAGAGGAACAGGAGAGUGCAAGAGAGGUAUUUAAGGAUGAAGAAUUUGUUGGUGAGAAAGGAGAUGAGGAGGAUGAUGAGGAGUGUGAUGGACCAGAGCUUCCGUCUGGACUGACAGGAGCGUUUGAGGAUCAGUCGUUUGCAUCACUGGUAGAGCUUGUGAGUGAGAACACACUCAGAGGUGUUAAAGAGAUGGGCUUCGAGAACAUGACUGAGAUUCAGCACAAAACCAUACGCCCCCUACUGGAGGGAAGAGACGUUCUUGCAGCUGCUAAAACUGGCAGUGGGAAAACUCUGGCCUUCCUCAUUCCUGCCAUUGAACUCAUCUAUAAACUCAAGUUCAUGCCCAGAAAUGGUACUGGAGUGGUGAUUUUGUCCCCAACACGUGAGUUGGCCAUGCAGACAUACGGAGUACUGAAGGAGUUGAUCACUCAUCAUGUGCACACAUAUGGCCUUAUUAUGGGGGGCAGUAACCGCUCAGCUGAAGCCCAGAAGCUGGCCAAUGGAGUCAACAUCCUGGUAGCCACCCCUGGGAGACUGCUCGACCAUCUACAGAACACUGCCGGCUUCAUGUAUAAAAACCUGCAGUGUCUGAUUAUUGAUGAAGCGGAUAGAAUUCUUGAGGUUGGAUUUGAGGAAGAACUUAAACAGAUCAUCAAACUGCUGCCAAAGAAGAGACAGACCAUGCUGUUCUCAGCUACACAGACGAGGAAGGUGGAGGAUCUGGCACGUAUCUCUCUGAAGAAAGAGCCUCUGUAUGUGGGAGUGGACGAUAACAAGGAUACAGCCACUGUGGAAGGACUGGAGCAGGGCUAUGUGGUAUGCCCAUCAGAAAAGCGCUUCCUGCUGCUUUUUACAUUCCUGAAGAAGAACCGCAAGAAGAAGCUGAUGGUGUUCUUCUCCUCCUGUAUGUCUGUGAAGUAUCACUAUGAAUUGCUCAACUAUAUCGACCUGCCUGUUAUGGCCAUCCAUGGCAAGCAGAAGCAAACGAAGAGAACCACCACAUUUUUCCAGUUCUGUAAUGCAGACUCUGGCAUCUUGCUCUGCACUGAUGUUGCUGCAAGAGGACUCGAUAUACCUGAGGUGGACUGGAUCGUCCAGUACGACCCGCCAGAUGACCCUAAGGAAUAUAUCCACCGUGUGGGUCGAACUGCUCGAGGUAUUAAUGGCAGAGGCCACGCCCUCCUCAUCCUCCGACCCGAAGAGCUCGGCUUCCUGCGGUUUCUUAAACAGGCCAAGGUCCCAUUGAGUGAGUUUGAUUUCUCUUGGAGUAAGAUCUCAGAUAUUCAAGCACAGUUGGAGAAGCUGAUUGAGAAGAAUUACUACCUGCAUAAAUCAGCUCAGGAGGCAUACAAGUCGUACGUGAGGGCGUACGAUUCCCAUUCCCUCAAACAGAUCUACGAUGUACAGACACUAAACCUCCCACAGGUGGCGCUGUCCUUUGGCUUCAAAGUACCACCUUAUGUUGACCUCAAUGUUCACAGCAGUAAAGGUGUAAAGCUGCAGCGGAGGGGAGGAGGUGGAGGCUUUGGAUACCAAAAAUCAAAGCAUGUGCAUAAGUCAAAGAUCUUCAAACAUGUUAACAAGGGCAGGGGAGACCGCAGACAGUUCUCCCGCUGAGUUUGACUUUUUCCCCUUAAAUGCCUUUUUAAUUUCCUAAAGUUCUUAAUGCCUCAAGAUACAUGGGAACAGAUGAUGAUGUUGCUUGUGGUUAUUUAUGCACAUACUUGUCUGCGUAUUUUGUAUGUGUAUGCCGAGAAGGUAUUGGAAAACUGAAUUUAGGUCUAUUUCCUUUCCACAUAACUAUGUGGAGAAUCUGUAAUACUAGAUUUGUAUGAACCUCCUUUAAUCUGUAUAUGACUAUUUUCCUGACUGUCCUCUUUUUACUGUUGAACUGAUGGCUUAAUUAAAGAAAUACUCAAGAACCCCCAA